AUGCACAGUCCAUCCGGGACACGACCCAAGAAGAGACUCGCCUGCGACAGGUGUCACGCUCGUAAACUACGAUGCUCUGGUGACCUGGAUGGUUGUACACGAUGUCUUGGUGACGAUUUGGUCUGCGUUUAUAGCCCUGCUCUCAAGGUUGGACGACCUAGCAAGGCGUCGAUGGCCGGCAGAGAGAUACAGCAGACACAGUCCAUUUCUGACGCUGCUAUUUAUGGCAUUUCCGAUAGAGAUGCAGUGACUGUGGAUUCGGGGAUAUCCAUGCCGCCAUCACCUCCACAGCUCGGAGAUAGUUGCAUUACAGAUCAUACAGCACUCUUCAACUCUUUCGACUUUACCAACACCUUCGACAACUUCAACGCCACACAUCCGUUCCUCGACAUGCCCAUGGAUGAAGACCUGUGGCCUCUGGCGACAAGUACACCUGUUUCUUCGAAGGAUCCCAAUAUCGAUCCACGUCUAUGUCUAACAAAUGAAACACCGAAUGGAUCUAGCCAGCUGGACAGACUAUCGAGGCUCCAGCAGGAGCUUUUACGCACGAAACUGCCACCCGUUCACGCGAGGGGUGUCGUCACUCAACCUCGGCCGGCGAAAUACACAGAAGCAGCCAUGAGACCUGUCCAAGAGACGCUGGGUGUCGUGACCGAGCUAUUACACCAAUGUGUGAAAAGCAAUGGCGAUGCAACAGACCCAGUCUGUUCCAAUUGGCAAACAGUCCUUCACCUGGUCCUCACGCCCCUGUCUCUUCUGCUAUCUACAUACGAUCAGAUACUACAAGAGAUCCGCAACGCGGUAUCUUCAUCUGUAUCGAACCAGGAUUGCCCGCUGUUCGACUCGCUGGACUGCCGCGUCGCCGGCCUGAAGCUUGAUCCGCCAUUGAGAUUGAUCUUGCUGGCGACUGUGGUGGACUACCAAUUGAAACACCUGUAUCACACGGUGAGGACGUUUCAGUCCAAGUAUAUGCAUUCAGGGAAUCUGGGAAUAGCGGAUUGUAUGUCAUCGUCGACUAUGGCUGAGGUUCAAUCCACGAUUCGGUCGCUGCUGGCGGUGACUAGAAGCACAUUACAGCAAUCACAGGAAACAUAG
Messenger RNA from Fusarium proliferatum ET1, 1095 nucleotides. RefSeq lists its product as uncharacterized. The transcript has 2 exons. Gene Ontology annotation, molecular function: DNA-binding transcription factor activity, RNA polymerase II-specific; zinc ion binding. Gene Ontology annotation, biological process: regulation of DNA-templated transcription. Lineage: Eukaryota; Fungi; Ascomycota; Sordariomycetes; Hypocreales; Nectriaceae. The coding region runs from base 1 to 1095 and encodes 364 amino acids. The record is from RefSeq and is a predicted model, not a curated record.